Molecule: messenger RNA, 1098 nt
Organism: Ostreococcus tauri
Lineage: Eukaryota; Viridiplantae; Chlorophyta; Mamiellophyceae; Mamiellales; Bathycoccaceae
Product: Voltage-dependent potassium channel
Exons: 1
Coding region: 1-1098 (365 amino acids)
Biological process (GO): transmembrane transport; monoatomic ion transport
Cellular component (GO): membrane
Molecular function (GO): monoatomic ion channel activity
Source: RefSeq, a predicted model, not a curated record
AUGUCGCCGAAGGAGGCGUUGCGGCUGGCGCUGGCGGACUUAGACGCGAGCGGUUGGUGGGCGGUGAUCUCGAGCGGGAUCGUGUUCGGGACGUUUCUGCUGGAGACGUACAACGUCUCCAGCCUCGGUGGUUGGGACAUCUUGUAUCGAGAGGACAUUCCGUGGUACACUGGCAUCAUUUCCAUGGAUUCGCUCAUAUCCAUUGAAGACGCGUACAACUUGCUCUUUUUAUUCGAGCUUUGUCUCCGCGCGUACGCCGCGGAUUUUAGUCCCAAGUUUUGGUUGAAGCCGGUGACAGUCGUGGACGUCGUCAGCACGGUCCCACCGUUGCUGGCCAUCUUUGACGUCCUCGGCAGGAGCUCGCCGGUGUAUCGUUUCCUUCGGUUGCUUCGUGUGCUGCGUUUGUUGCGUCUCUUGGAUCGCUCAACCGAUUCCGUGCUGUUCGGGUUGGUGAAAAGUGAUAGUAUGGGGGUGCAGCUCAUAGGUAUCGGCUCCGAGUUCGUGUGCAUCUUUGUCAUCGCCGCGGGAGUAAUCUAUGACUUGGAGUACGGCGUCAACCCGAUGGUGCACAACCUGAACGACACGCUGUACUGGGCGAUUUUGACCCUCACUGGUAUUGGACAACCGUUCGAGGUCGUCACGGCUGGCGGACGCGUCGCGACGGUCAUAUCUAUCGUCGUCGCGCUCAUCGUCGUUCCAGGACAGCUCGCAAAGCUCGCCGCGAUUAGCGGUGCGCAGGAUCUGAUGAAGAUGAUGGACGACGACGACGACCAGGAUGUCGACGGUUUCGUCAGACUUUCAUCCAGCGGUGAGGAGGGUGCAUCGAGUCAGAGCCGGCGUACGGUGUUCGACGAUCGCGAGUGUCAGCAGUGUGGGUUGACGAUGCACGAGCGAGACGCUCGAUUUUGUCGACGUUGCGCAGCUCGACUUGACGAUCCCGCGAAGACGGACGCUUCUUACGUGCGGUCGGCGAAUCGACAGCGGGCGCGGGCCCCCGCGCAGUCUUUCAACCUUCCGGGAAUGCGACUUGGCAUAGAUACCACAAGCUCGGUAUCCAAUUCGGCGAAAGAAAUUCAGCGCCGAGCUCGGCGUGAAUAA